Messenger RNA from Cladocopium goreaui, 6965 nucleotides. Lineage: Eukaryota; Dinophyceae; Suessiales; Symbiodiniaceae. The record is from the annotation of a GenBank genome assembly.
UCGCAAGUGAGAAAACCAAUGCAAUGCGAACCUCGACCAGGGGGCAAAAAGUGGCACGCAAAUCCGCAGCAAAAGCGAGGCCGUCGCUGGCCCCAGUGCCUCCGGACCUGACAGUCAAUUCUCGUGUGUUGGUGAAGGCAGUUGAAGGUGAAGAUCCACUGCCAGGUACCAUUUUGUUCGUUGGGCCGACUCAGUUCGCUGAGGGCACAUGGCUGGGUGUGGAGCUGGAUGAACCGAAAGGGAAGAACAAUGGCACUGUACAAAAUGUGAGUUAUUUUGCCGCCCGCCCCGACCACGGCCUGUUCGUUCGCGCCGCCAAAGUGCAAAAGAUUCAGGAGGCGCUACCAAUAGAGCAGAAGGUCCUUCCUCCUGAAAACGCAUUGAACUUCAAGGUCGGAGAUCAUGUUCUGGUAAGGCCAGCACAGGAUUCCGCGGGCAUCAUUCGCUUUGCUGGAACCACCAAGUUCGCUGAAGGUGAGUGGUUUGGAAUAGAACUGGAAAAACCUCUGGGAAAAAAUGAUGGCACCGUGAAAGGCGUUUCUUACUUUUCAUGCCCGGCAAUGCACGGAAUUUUUGCUCGUCGUGAUCACUUGCUUGAAGCAUCUGGGUCUGCUUCAACUACGCUGCCAUCCCCAACUUCCUCCAAAUUGCUGACGCCACCCUCUACCUCGCCAAGUGCGACCCCGCAGAGCGAUGCAGCGAAAGAGGAGACUGCUGAGACUAGGCUGUCCGUUCAGGUGGAGAUACUAAAAAGUGCAGAGUUAGAAGAGAUGAAGGCAGAAGUGGAACGCUUGAGGCAGGAACUGCAGCGGCAGUACGCUCUAAAGGAGUCAUCUCAAUCAGUAGGUGCUGCAGUGCCUUCCCGCAUCACGAAAAGGAUGAAGGAGGAGUUCCAGAAUGAGAUCGAUCACUUCCUGGAGCGCAGAAAACCUUUGACCCCCAGGGAACUCUGUGGACCAACUGGCUUUGGGACUUUCCUUCAAGAGCAAAAGAAGGCGAUGAUGGAGAGCAACACAAUGACGAGCUUCUUUGACAUUGCCACCAGUGCUUCCCAGCUGUGGCUGAAGCUGGAUUCUGAUGCUAAAAUCAGCUGGCAAGAGCGGCAGAGAGUGUUGAUGGCGCGCCACAAAAGUGAAAAGCCAAAGGCACUACAGGUGGCCAAAGAUACCAAGUGGAAGUUGGAGUCGCCUGGUGUCAGCCGGCACAGCGAUCAGUACUUUUGUACGGUCACAGAGGUGCGGCAGAUUGGGACUGACUCGAUUGAGUUGGACUUCCUUGUCGAAGGUGACGGAUCACGCGGAGGCUUACAGAAGCCGGAGGCGAGCAAGCUAACGUGGGACGGCAAGAAAAAGCGCUCCCGCCCAGAGAGGCCAGUGUAUUUAAAGGUGAACGAGGAUAGAGGAGAAUCUGGACCUUCGAAGAUGGAAGGGACCAUGGUUUUCAAGAAGGUUCCAACCAGUGGAAUUUUGACCUUCAGUUUCGGAAGCAGCGGCUAUUCGGGUUUGAGAUUGGACUUUGGCCCUUCGACUGGUGCACGAGGAGUGAGUGCCCUUCCAUUUGCCUCCGCAGUCUAUGGGAGAAGAUCUGCCCUUUUCGUCGAGGAUAGUGAUAGUGAAUAUGAGGAGGAGGAAGAGGAUUCCAAGCCGGUGCCCGCGACAGAGCAGAAGGUAAAAGCAUUGAAGGCCGAUGAGCUGGAAGCCCUGUCAUCAUUGAUCAAGAGCUACUGGGACGGGGACAGUUCAGAGAAUCAGACAGCACCAGUCUUCAAGUUCGAGUUGGAUGAGUCCGUCUCCAAGGUUGAGCGGUGCAUGCUGGGUGACCUUCACUUGGUGAGUCCUGAAACUGAAAAGGUUGGACAGUUGGUCUCGGUCAUAAAGAGGUUUGAUUUGGUGUCGAUGAAAACACAAGAGAGAGGGUAUCAAGAACCAUUGGUGCUCACUAGUCUCAAUUUGGAGACCUUCGUAUGCAAGGUGGUGUCGGAGAGGGAGUCCUUCAGAGAUCCCAUUGACAAAGAGCCUAGCAGAGUUGGUCAUGUGACUCUGUCGAAUCUCAGGUUUGUGCGGCGGCCAACAGAUCGCGAGAUUGUCAACAUUUUGAAGUCUGGAGACUUCUUUCCACCGGAGGUGGGUGACCUACAUCAGCAGAGAGGCAAACCCGUGCCUGUGAAAGAAGUUUGGGAAGAUGAAGUGACAGGUCGUAUUCACUGGUCCUACGGUGAGCCAGCUCUGGAUGAGAAAGCUGCAUCGACUUGUUGCACCCGCAAGGGGCGUCUUGUGGCACCCUUUCGCGCAUUGCCCGCACCUGCAGUUCGGGACAUGGUGGAAGAGGAAACAAAGAAAGAUACGAUAGUGAAGCGUAUAUCUCCUGCCGGAUGGUGUGACAUUCCAGGCUUAUGGAAAGCUCUGGAUGCAGGGCACAACAUGCUGGAGGUGGCCUGUGUGAGUGCCAUCGUGAAGGAGAUGGUCGCUCUCACCGGGAAGCGGCGUGGUGGUCCCCGACCUGCCCUGCUUGUGGAUGUUGCGAAGGUGCCCUUGAAGCGGCCAAGAGUCAAGGUGAAAUGCAUGGACCAAGCCUUCAAGUGCCGAGCAGGGGCUCGCUUUGGACUGUUGAAGCAGAAUGCCUUGGGAAAAGACUGCAUCGACAGGUGUGGCUGUACUAUCGCUUUCUCGGAGAAGACAUGUAAAUAUCGUGUGAAGAUCGACAACUUUGACGAAGAGGUUGACAUGGAUGCCCGCAUGGGAAAGGCAAUUCAACUGCCACAGCUGGAGUAUGAAGGCGGGACCAGCCUGACGAUUCUACUUGAAGAUGGUCGACUGGUCAAUGCAACGGUGAGCCGCAGAGAGAAGUGGAACACCUUUGCGCUUCGCUUUCCAGACGAUAAAGGCGAGAAGGAGCAGCUCGUCCAGCUGAAUGAGGCGAAUCACGUGGAGGGCCACCUGGCGGAGUUGGAUGUGAAGGCCUACCAGACAUACUGCGAGACUCAGCGGGAUCGCUUCCGUUACCUUGAAGACAGUAUCACCUGCCAAAAGAUGGACGUUGAGACGCAAGUCAUCUACAUCGACACAGCAGUGGAAAAUGCCACCCGCCCUACACCGGACAUCAAAAGUCUGGCGGCCUUGCUGCUGGAUUCUGAUGGUGAGCGCUUCAAGGGGCAGCAACUCAUCUUCAGGUGCCUGAUGAUUGCAGGGCCUGGCACCGGCAAAACUUGGUCUUCUUGCCAGCUGAUGUACCACUUGAGUAAGGCGUGCGCGGAGAAUACUGUUACUACUGGGAUAGUGAAGAUGCCAGCGCUGAUCUUUGCGCAAAAGUUGGCAGGCAUGAUGCGCAAGGAUGGAAUUAGUGAUGUCAACUAUCACAAUCUGCCUUUGUCGGCUCAAAAUGCGAUCCUGGACAAGCCGUGGUUGGAGAAUGCUUUCAAGACCGAGUACGGCGACGCCUAUGGCGAUGUCCUGGUCCGGGCCUUGCGGCUGCGAAGUGCCGUGGUCAUCCUAGACGGUAUCGACGAAGCGUCUGAUGUGAAGGGAGUUCUCCAGAGCUACAUCAUGAGACGAUUGGUUCCUAUGCAAAUCUCGCUCGUGCUGACUUCCCGUCCGGAGGGCGUGAGUGCUGACUUGGGCACACUGAAGCAAUCCUUCGCGAUUAUGUCGCUGAAGCCCUUAUCCGAUGAGCAGCAGAAACAGAUCAUCUUGAACCAGGUGAAGAGUGAAGGCAACGAAUUCUUUGAGAAACUGAUGAAAUUUGCUGAGAUCCGUGCCACGCACGACAAGAUCUACUUCAAUGAAGCCUUCGCAAAUCCCAAGGAUCGGCGUUACAUGGAGAAACAGCUGCCUGCAACGAAUCGUUUCAAGAGAAGAGAACGGGCCGGAGAACCAGAAAAAUGGGACCCAACCAUGGUACAGCACACCUUGGAAGGGAAGGUUCUUGAAGCCACAGGCAUAGGCAAAGAGCCGACAUCAGAGUACUUGAAGGCUGCCAGUGCGUACUUCACAGACGAUCUCUUUGGUUUGAUGGACACAAUGCUAGCAGAGGAGAAGAAAACCGCAGAACUGCAGAAAGCGGUGAAGGAGAAGUUCCCAGGAACAGAUGCCUUCCAUAACGGUCCAUCCUUGGCCGAAAAACUCUACGAAUUGGCUGAGAAGAAAAAGGAAAAGAAGCACCGAGAAUUGUGGUCAAAGGUCAUGUCGGGCACAGACCAGUUGCUGACGGUGGCUGAGCACUUCAAGCCAGUGUUCGAGAAGACUGUGAAGGCACUGUGCCAAGAUGUGCAGAACCAGUUGAUCAAAGAGUCGCAGGAUAAUUCUCAGGAGAUGUCGUACGACCUGGUCCUGGGUCCGCUGAAAGACCCUGUUCGUGUGACGGAGAAGGCUGCUGAUGACUAUGCAGAUCGCUUUCCUACUUUCCUCCCUGAAGUCAACGUGGUAGAUGUGAUCCGUGCCCGCUUGGUAUGCAGCAGUGGUACCCAGAUGAAAACCUUCUUGAAGAAGAUCGAUGACGGCUAUCAAACAGAGAUUGAUGGCCAGAAGAUCAAGUUGAAUGUGGCACGGGUCAAAAACAAGUUUUCCAGCAAGGACAGCGAUCCUUCAAGAUUCCGGAAUGUGCUGCUGAACUUGCAGCUGUACUGCAACGAACACUUUCAUUUUGUUGAGUUGCAAGUCCAUCAUAAGAUGAUCCUCGAGUACAACGAUGUCAGUCAUGCCCAUGAUUACUAUGACUUCUUUCGAAGGGAGCUUGCGAAUCAGUACGGCAAAGCGAUGGAAGCCAGCUUGAACUUCAUGCUGGAAGAGCGGAUGCAGCUGUUCAAGGAAAUCUCAGAAGUUCCAGUCCUUCUAUCAGUGAUGACUAUGGCCUUGAUGCACUCAAACCAGAUGCCUUCGAGCCUUUUCAAGCUGUAUGACAUGGGUCUCCAAAACAUCUUGGAAAGUCAGCUGGGCGAGUUAGAAGAGGACCGCAAGGAUCAAAUGUGGCAACUCAUGCAGUUGGUGGCGCUGCACAACCAGCAGAAUCAGAAGCGCAUCUUCACCCAGAAAGAUGUGGAGACGGCCUUGGCCCAGAAACAGGAGUUCUUACCCAUUUGGACCAAAUUUGUUGAGCAGGGUGAUGUGCCCUUCGUGAAGAUUCUGGCUGACGGCGAAGAUGCAGAGUAUCAGUUCAGGCACCUGAGUUUCCAAGAGGCGCUAGCAGCACAAGUCCUGGCUGAAGAGACCGGCCCUUUGGGGGUUAAGGCAGCGGAGCAGUUCAAGAAGAUUGGUGGGAGUCUGGCAAACUUCUUGAAUAUGCCCUUUUACCGCAACAUGCUGCGAAUUGGUGCUGGGUUUGUGGGUGAUGUCUUUGGCAAAUAUUGGCCAUUGACUUCACAGCUGACUGAUGAUGGGCGAGCAGGCCUGUGGAACCUGCUCCUGGGAGCGAAGAAGUUGAUCUUGGUCAGCUUCUUGCGCCCACAUGUGGAAACUCACAAAGCUUAUGAAAAGGCCAUGUUUCCGGAAAGAUCUGAAGAUUGGUUCUACACCAUGUUCCUCUACAAGUCCACCAUCGAAUUCAAGGGUGGCUCUGUGAUGUACUCAUUGCGGAAGAUCAAGAGUCAGGUGCAGAAUCUUGAGGCUGCCUUGGUGUCGAAUGCUGCCUGCCACCUCCUCUUCCGCGGCAAUGAGCUGGACCUGUCGGCCUUUGAGGUGAAGUCUGACAGCUUCCCUGUGCAUUGGAAUGGCGAAGCCAAAGCCUUGGACUUGGCAAAGACACCUGGGAGAAUCGGGCUGCAGCUGAAGAUGAACUCGAAGAACUCCAUCGUGCACUUUCAGGAGAGUGAAGUGGAUGCACUGGACCCGCCUCGGCCAAAGAUGGAAAUCGCUGAUAGGGUAUCCGAGUUGCACGGCACGUCCGGCACGCGCUGGAUUUUUGUGUCUCCUUCACCACAGGAGCCCUUCAGCUUUGAUCCCAGUCUCUGCACCAAAGUGAUCCCCGUCUACAUCCGCAACUCCGGUUCGAAGCUUGACAAGCGGGACAACCUCAUAGCGCAUGAGGGUGCCGCAGAGGAUUUUACUGCUUCAUCUUAUCAGAGAUUCUAUGAUCCGGGUAUGAGCGCAGAUCGCGAAAGCUCGGAGAAAGUGCCGCGACAGUGGUUUGCCUAUGGGGUGCAGAAAAGAUCCUACAAUGAAAUAGGCGUUUUUGGUGGCCUUCAGGAAUUUCUAGCAGCACCAGCUGCCGGCAAACGAAGAGCGAUCGAGCUGGUUCAUUCGGGUUUACGUUCUGUACGUCAAAAGUCUCACGCGGAGUUUGGGCGUUUCGAUCGAUCAGACGAGCUUUUGUUGGCAGAGAAGGGUCGUGCUGCUGGGGGCUUCUGUGGAGGUGAUUUAGUACGUCACUAUGGCCGAGUGGACAAGGUUACCUGGACGUCCCGCAGAAAGCAACGUAUGGCAGUCCGUUUCGUCUCCCUGCGAGCAGCGUUUUUGUCAUGGAAGAUGGCCCGCCACAUCCCUGAGCCGCAGGAAACGCAAGAAGCCAAGCCAGAGCUCAAGGAAUCGCAGCCGAAGGAGCCGAAGGAGCCGAUGGAUGCAGGACCAAAGAUAGGAAAGCGAGAAGUGGUACAAGUACCUGCAGAUGCCAAAGAAGAGGAACAGACCAGGAGAGAGAUGGCCGAAGUCAAGUUUUGGCAUGAUGCGGGGGGCAAUGCUGAGAAAUUUCAGGGAUCCAAUGCCGAAGAAGGUUUGUUGCGCCUCACGAGUCUUUGGAGCAAAGCUUGGAAAGAACAAGGCCAUCGAUUGAGCGAUUUCCAGCGCUUUUUGACCGAUAUGGCUCUGCCGGUGUUGAGACAGAGCCGGCUGCGCGACCUCCGACCAUGGCUUCGGCAAGGAGGUGCACAUGAGCAUCCUAGAAGCGGCCUCAAGGGUGUGAUACCCAGCACCUUCUUCACACAUCGCCUUGACGAUGCCACGGCUUUUCUGCAAAAGUGCCUUGGCUGUGCAGGGUAA